Molecule: messenger RNA, 2215 nt
Organism: Microcebus murinus (gray mouse lemur)
Lineage: Eukaryota; Metazoa; Chordata; Mammalia; Primates; Cheirogaleidae
Source: RefSeq, a predicted model, not a curated record
GAGGGACUCCCUACCCAUCGCACAUACCCGGAGGGGAACAAGCAAGGGCCUCCGGCCUGAGCGCCGCUGUGCAUGCCGGGACGCCUAGUGUAACUCAAGCCCAAAGCGCGGGACGGAUGAAAGUACGGGUCCCGAGAGGUGAUUCAUACGCUGGGAGUUAAGCGAAGCUUGGUGGUUUCUUGAGGAUUACAAAAAUAAAAAAGGCCCUCGACAUUGCAAAAAGACUAGAAAGAAGUGAAAACAAAUCUAAAGAUGAAGGCAUUUCAGACCAUUUGCAGGCAGCUCAGACGUUCAAAGCGGUUUUCAGUGGAACCAGCUGCCCUUGUUCAUUUCUCUACUUCCUGUUAUUCAUGUGGCCGAAACAAAAAAAUGAACCCAUAUGAAGAAGUGGACCAAGAAAAAUACUCUCAUUUAGUACAGUCUGUCUUGUCAUUCAGAGGCCUUGCCCGCACCCCAGAAUCACUGUUCGAUGAAGAUGCUUUACUAUAUGGACCUGUGAGUAAGCAAAAACCCCAAAAACAAGAAGAGGAAUCAAGAGUUCCACAAAAUUGGUUUCCUAUCUUCAAUCCAGAGAGAAAUGUUAAACUAGAUACAAGCGAUCUUUCCAUUCCUUUGAAAAUCCCUUUGCAAAGGAAUGUGGUACCGAGCGUGACCCGAAUCCUUCAGGAGACCAUGACAAAACAACAGAUUUUCUAUUUGGAGAGGUGGAAACAGCGAAUGAUUCUGGAACUGGGAGAAAAUGGCUUUAAAGAAUAUACUUCAAACAUCUUUUUACAAGGGAAACGGUUCCAUGAAGCCUUGGAAAGCAUACUUUCAGCCCAGAGAGACUUAAAAGAGACAGAUGAAAAUCUCAAAUCUGGUUAUGUCGAAAGCAUCCAGCAUAUUCUGAAAGAUGUCAGUGGAGUUCGAGCUCUUGAAAGUGCCGUUCAACAUGAAACCUUAAAGUAUAUAGGUCUGCUGGACUGUGUGGCUGAAUAUCAGGGUAAGCUGUGUGUGAUUGAUUGGAAGACAUCAGAGAAACCAAAACCUUUUAUCCGAAAUACAUUUGACAACCCACUGCAAGUUGUGGCAUACAUGGGUGCCAUGAACCAUGAUGCCAACUACAGCUUUCAGGUUCAGUGUGGCUUAAUUGUGGUGGCCUAUAAAGACGGAUCACCUGCCCACUCACAUCUCAUGGAUGCGGAGCUUUGUUCCCAGUACUGGGCCAAGUGGCUUCUUCGACUAGAAGAAUACACAGAAAAGAAAAAGAAUCAGAAUAUGCAGAAAUGAGAUGGGGGAGCAGAUGCUGUGUGAGAACAUUCAGCAGUUGGGAAGAUAAGAUUGCUGGUUACUGUAAUCUGAAAACGUGCAUAGGUGCCACCGGGUCUGAGUGCUACAUUAACGCAAACAGAAGUAUUAAUUUGUUGAAAUGUAUUGCUACCAAAAAUCUGAAAAGCCAGGAAAGUCUAGAUUUAAAGAGCUGGACUUCAGCACGUAGCAUACCAACUAUUCUACAUCUAUUAUUUACCUGAAAAGAGGGCAAGCGGGAUGGGCGGUCAUGCUGGGGACUCUUAUGCUCCCUUGGUAGACCGUUUUGUGUCCUGGGCAGGAUGCCCAGUCUUUGAACUGAGAUUGGAAGGCAGUGAGGCUGAGUGUGCCAAGCCUGUCCCCAGGGUUCACCGGGAGGAGAGAGGCCGCACGGCCCUAGGGUGUGUGGAAGGAGAAGACACUGGCCAACUACCACUACCAGUGCAACUUCCUAAAACUUGUUUCAUAUGUUGGAGUUGUCUAUAUAUUUCAGUUGGGGAAAACAACUAACAAUUUGACCUUUUUUAAAAAUAAAUAUUCAGCCUCACGUAAAUGUUGCUGUCUGGAAAAGAUGGACAUAUUCCAAGCCGUUGGCAGUACGCCUUGGCAUACCACCAAAUAACCCCCAGAAGUAGCCAGACCCAUGUUUGCAAAUCAUAAUUACAGGUGUUUUGGUAGCUAUUUCUGGCGUGAGUCAAAGGAUCAUGUAUAUGGAGAAAAUUUAUUGUAUGUAGACGUUUUCAGCUAUAGGGGAACAAUAAUAUAUCCAUUGUUUUCUGUUUGACACAUAAUAAAAAUUAUUAGUUAUCAUUUGGUUUGGGAAACUUAAAUAAAUGCCCAUUAUAGCCUUGAGGGAGGGUUUCCUAUUUUAUGGAGUGAGUCUGUUAGCAUUUAUUUUAAAGUUGCUGCUUUAAAAUAGUAGGGUGCU